Molecule: messenger RNA, 8166 nt
Organism: Neofelis nebulosa (Clouded leopard)
Lineage: Eukaryota; Metazoa; Chordata; Mammalia; Carnivora; Felidae
Gene: BAZ2B
Product: bromodomain adjacent to zinc finger domain 2B
Exons: 38
Coding region: 161-6814 (2217 amino acids)
Molecular function (GO): protein binding; DNA binding
Source: RefSeq, a predicted model, not a curated record
AAAUAAUAAUCGAGAUAAGGAGGUGGUAGGGUUUCCAAAAACAAAAAUCGUAACCUUCAACCAUCUGGGGAAGACAAAAAUCCCACCCACCGCAACUCUCAGUUCGAAAGUAAAGAUUUCUCAACAGUGAUGUCACAAGAUUGACCACAUUGAUCACAAUAUGGAGUCUGGAGAACGGUUACCAUCCUCAACAGCCUCCUCUACUACACCUUCAUCUUCAGUACCUUCUGUGGCUUCAUCAGUUUCAAAAGGCGGCCUUUCCACGGGAGCUGCUUCCCUGAGCUCUACAAUCAACCCAUGUGGACAUUUAUUCAGAGCAGCUGGGGAUCAACCGUUUAACCUGUCCACAGUGUCGAGUGCCUUCCCAAUGGUCAGCCACCCAGUCUUUGGUCUACAUUCAGCCAGCUCAGGGCAUUCAGAAUUUGGUGGUUUGGGGACACUUGGUACACCCACAGCCUUAGCCGCACAUCCCCAACUAGCAUCUUUUCCAGGUGCAGAAUGGUGGCGAACAACAGAUGUUCAUACUCGUACAGGGGCGACCUUCUUUCCACCAUUGCUGGGAAUUCCACCGCUGUUUGCUCCUCCAGCCCAGAACCAUGAUUCUUCUUCCUUCCAUUCAAGGACUUCAGGAAAAAGUAAUAGAAAUGGUCCUGAAAAAGGUGUAAAUGGGUCAAUAAAUGGAAACACUACAUCAUCUGUAUCUGGUAUCAACACACCUGUACUAUCCACUACUGCUUCAAGUUCUGUGGGACAAAGUAAAAGUAUAAGCUCAGGUGGAGGAAAUCGAAAAUGUAAUCAGGAACAAAACAAAAACCAGCCUUUGGAUGCUAGAGCUGACAAAAUAAAAGAUAAGAAACCAAGGAAGAAAGCUAUGGAAAGUUCUAGCAACAGUGAUAGUGAUUCGGGUACAUCAUCAGACACCUCAAGUGAAGGCAUUAGUAGUAGUGAUUCAGAUGAUCUAGAGGAAGAUGAAGAAGAAGAAGAUCAAAGUAUUGAAGAAAGUGAAGAUGAUGAUUCUGAUUCAGAGAGCGAAGCACAGCAUAAAAGUAACAACCAGGUGCUAUUACAUGGUAUUUCAGACCCAAAAGCAGAUGGACAGAAAGCAACUGAAAAAGCCCAGGAAAAAAGAAUACAGCAGCCAUUACCUCUUGUGUCUGAGUCCCAGACUCACCCAUCAUUCCAAUCCCAGCAGAAGCAGCCUCAGGUUUUGUCACAGCAGCUUCCAUAUAUUUUCCAAAGCUCUCAGGCAAAGGAGGAAUCUGUGAACAAACACACAAGUGUAAUACAGUCUACGGGAUUGGUGUCCAAUGUGAAACCUUUAUCUUUGGUAAAUCAAGCCAAAAAGGAAACUUACAUGAAACUCAUAGUUCCUUCUUCUCCUGAUGUACUUAAAGCAGGGAAUAAAAAUACCUCUGAAGAAUCUAGUCCUUUGACCAGUGAAAUGCGAUCCAAACGGGAACAAUAUAAACAGACAUUCCCAGCACAGUUAAAGAAACCAGAAUCAUCCAAGAGCUUGAAGAAGGUUAUUGCAGCUUUGUCAAAUCCGAAAGCAACCUCUAGUUCACCAGCACAUCCAAAACAGGCGUCAGAAAACAACCACCCUAAUCCAUUCUUGACAAAUGCACUUUUAGGUAAUCACCAACCAAAUGGAGUUAUUCAAAGUGUCAUUCAAGAAGCUCCUCUAGCACUUACUACCAAAACUAAAAUGCAGAGUAAGAUUAAUGAAAACAUUGCUACUCCAAGCAGCACCCCUUUUUCCUCACCUGUAAAUUUGAGUACAGGUGGGAGAAGAACCCCUGGCAGUCAGACAGCUGUAACGCCCUCCGCCUCUCCCAUACUGCAUAGUCAAGGGAAGGAAAGAGCAGUUAGCAAUAAUGUAAACCCAGUGAAAACACAGCAUCACCCCCACCCUGCAAAAUCUUUAGUGGAACAGUUCAGGGGAACAGAUUCAGACAUUCCCAGUAGUAAAGAUUCUGAAGAUUCAAAUGAGGAUGAAGAAGAAGAUGAUGAGGAAGAAGAUGAGGAAGAUGAUGAAGAUGAUGAAUCUGAUGACAGCCAAUCAGAAUCAGAUAGUAAUUCAGAAUCAGAUACAGAAGGAUCAGAAGAAGAUGAUGAUGAUGAUAAAGACCAAGAUGAAUCAGAUAGUGAUACUGAAGGAGAGAAAACGUCAAUGAAACUGAAUAAAACAACUUCCUCUGUCAAAAGCCCUUCCAUCAGUCUCACUGCUCACCCAACACCUCGUAACCUCCACAUAGCAAAAGCCCCAGGCUCUGCUCCUGCUGCCUUAUGUUCUGAAUCCCAGUCACCUGCUUUUCUUGGCACACCUUCUUCCACACUUACUUCAAGUCCACACUCUGGCACUUCCAAAAGGCGAAGAGUAACAGAUGAGCGCGAGCUGCGUAUUCCUUUGGAAUAUGGCUGGCAAAGAGAGACAAGAAUAAGAAACUUUGGAGGGCGCCUUCAAGGAGAAGUAGCGUAUUAUGCUCCAUGUGGAAAGAAACUUAGGCAAUACCCUGAAGUAAUAAAGUAUCUCAGCAGAAAUGGAAUAAUGGAUAUCUCAAGGGACAAUUUCAGCUUCAGUGCAAAAAUAAGAGUGGGUGACUUCUAUGAAGCCAGAGAUGGACCGCAGGGAAUGCAGUGGUGUCUUUUGAAAGAAGAGGAUGUCAUUCCCCGUAUCAGGGCAAUGGAAGGCCGUAGAGGAAGACCACCAAAUCCAGAUAGACAGCGAGCAAGAGAGGAAUCCAGGAUGAGACGUCGGAAGGGUCGGCCUCCAAACGUGGGAAGUGCUGAGUUUCUAGACAACACAGAUGCCAAAUUGCUAAGAAAACUGCAAGCUCAAGAAAUAGCCAGACAAGCAGCGCAAAUAAAGCUUUUGAGAAAACUUCAAAAGCAGGAACAGGCUCGGGUUGCCAAAGAAGCUAAAAAACAACAAGCAAUAAUGGCUGCUGAGGAGAAGAGAAAGCAAAAAGAACAAAUAAAGAUUAUGAAACAACAGGAAAAAAUUAAAAGAAUACAACAAAUCAGAAUGGAAAAAGAACUUCGAGCCCAGCAAAUUCUAGAGGCUAAAAAGAAAAAGAAGGAAGAAGCAGCAAAUGCCAAAUUAUUGGAGGCCGAAAAACGAAUAAAGGAAAAAGAAAUGAGAAGACAACAAGCCGUUCUUCUGAAGCAUCAGGAGUUGGAGAGGCAUAGACUAGAUAUGGUAUGGGAACGAGAGAGAAGACGACAACAUAUGAUGCUUAUGAAAGCUAUGGAAGCUCGUAAAAAAGCAGAAGAAAAAGAACGGUUGAAGCAAGAAAAACGUGAUGAGAAAAGAUUAAAUAAAGAGCGUAAACUGGAGCAACGAAGAUUAGAAUUAGAAAUGGCAAAGGAACUAAAGAAGCCUAAUGAAGACAUGUGCUUAGCAGACCAAAAGCCUUUGCCAGAUUUGCCUCGUAUUCCAGGACUUGUUCUCUCUGGAAGUACAUUUUCAGACUGUCUCAUGGUGGUGCAGUUCUUACGAAACUUUGGUAAAGUUUUGGGCUUUGAUGUGAAUAUUGAUGUUCCAAACCUGAGUGUUCUUCAAGAGGGAUUGCUAAAUAUAGGGGACAGCAUGGGUGAAGUACAAGACUUGCUUGUGAGGCUCCUCUCAGCUGCUGUAUGUGAUCCAGGUCUAAUUACAGGAUACAAGGCCAAAACAGCUCUUGGAGAACAUUUGCUGAAUGUUGGUGUGAACCGAGACAAUGUUUCCGAGAUCUUGCAGAUUUUUAUGGAAGCCCAUUGUGGACAAACUGAGCUUACGGAAAGCCUGAAAACCAAAGCUUUUCAGGCUCAUACUCCAGCACAGAAAGCCUCAGUCUUGGCUUUCCUGAUCAAUGAACUGGCAUGCAGUAAGAGUGUGGUGAGUGAAAUUGACAAGAACAUUGAUUAUAUGUCAAACUUGAGGAGAGAUAAAUGGGUAGUAGAAGGUAAACUUCGCAAGCUCAGAAUCAUUCAUGCUAAGAAAACAGGCAAAAGAGACACGUCAGGUGGCAUUGAUCUUGGAGAAGAACAGCAUCCAUUGGGCACCCCCACACCAGGACGCAAACGAAGAAGGAAGGGAGGAGACAGUGAUUUUGAUGAUGAUGAUGACGAUGAUAGUGAUGAACAAGCUGAUGAAGAUGAUGAGGAUGAAGAAGAUAAAGAAGACAAAAAAGGAAAGAAGACUGAUAUCUGUGAAGAUGAGGAUGAAGGUGACCAAGCAGCAAGUGUUGAAGAGCUAGAAAAACAGAUUGAAAAACUGAGUAAACAACAGAGUCAGUACAGAAGGAAGCUCUUUGACGCUUCUCACUCUUUGCGUUCGAUGAUGUUUGGCCAGGAUCGUUACAGACGCCGGUACUGGAUUCUUCCCCAAUGUGGGGGGAUUUUUGUAGAAGGCAUGGAGAGUGGUGAAGGACUAGAAGAAAUUGCAAAAGAAAGAGAAAAACUAAAAAAGGCAGAAAGUAUCCAGAUCAAAGAAGAAAUAUUUGAGACUUCUGAAGAUACUUUAAAUUGCUCAAAUCCAGAUCUUUGUGAGCAAAAGGAAGAUCCUAAAGAAAAAGAUAACACAAACUUGUUUCUUCAGAAACCUGGCUCUUUUUCAAAAUUAAGCAAGCUUUUAGAAGUAGCUAAAAUGUCUCCUGAGUCAGACAUAAUAACCCCCAAACCAAAUAGUAGUGCAAACGGGUGUACAUUGUCUUAUCAAAACAGUGGAAAACAUUCAUUGGCCAGCAUUCAAUCAACAGCAACACAAAGCAACAUGGAGAAGACAGACUCUAAUAAUCCAUUCAGUCCCGGUUCAAGUGGUCCAGGGAAGUUCUACAGCCCUCUACCCAAUGACCAGCUGUUAAAAACACUGACUGAAAAGAAUAGACAGUGGUUCAGCCUUUUGCCAAGAACCCCUUGUGAUGACAGUUCACUCACCCAUACUGAUGCAUCAGCUGCUUCUGUGGUGACUCCUCAGUCUCAGCCACCAUCCCAGUCCCCCUCCCCUGCUCCGGCUCCCCUCUUGGGGUCAUCUUCUGCUCAGAAUCCUGUUGGCCUAAAUCCAUUUGCUGUAUCACCUCUUCAGAUGAAAAGUGGAGUAUCUAUGAUGGGACUCCAGUUUUGUGGAUGGCCCACUGGCGUGCUUACCUCCAAUAUUCCAUUUACGUCACCUUUACCUGGUCUGGGAUCGGGGUUGGGAUUAUCUGAAGGAAAUGGUAAUUCGUUCUUGACUCCCAAUGUUGCUUCAAGUAAAAGUGAAUCUCCAGUCCCACAGAAUGAAAAAGUCUCUUCAACUCAACCUGCAGCUGUUGAAGUAGCAAAACCAGUAGAUUUUCCUAGUCCAAAACCUAUUCCAGAAGAAAUGCAGUUUGGUUGGUGGAGAAUUAUUGACCCAGAGGACCUAAAAGCUUUGCUCAAAGUGCUGCAUCUCAGAGGAAUAAGAGAAAAGGCAUUACAGAAACAAAUUCAGAAACACUUGGAUUAUAUUACCCAAGCCUGCAUCAAGAAUAAGGAUGUUGCUAUUAUUGAAUUAAAUGAAAAUGAAGAAAACCAGGUAACUCGAGAUAUUGUGGAGAACUGGUCGGUAGAAGAACAAGCAAUGGAAAUGGAUUUGAGUAUUCUUCAACAGGUAGAAGAUCUAGAAAGGAGAGUUGCAUCAGCAAGUUUGCAAGUAAAGGGUUGGAUGUGUCCAGAGCCUGCAUCAGAAAGGGAGGACUUGGUAUAUUUUGAACAUAAGUCAUUUUCUAAGUUGUGCAAGGAGCAUGAUGGAGAAUGUACUGGCGAAGAAGAAAGCAGUGCACAUGCACUAGAACGGAAGAGUGACAACCCCCUAGAUAUAGCUGUAACCAGGCUGGCUGAUUUGGAGCGGAACAUUGAGAGAAGGUAUCUGAAGAGCCCCUUAAGUACCACCAUUCAGAUCAAACUGGAUAAUGUGGGCACAGUUACUGUCCCUGCUCCUGCACCAUCCAUUAGUGGUGAUGGUGACGGAAUUGAAGAGGAUAUUGCUCCAGGGCUCAGGGUAUGGAGAAGGGCAUUGUCAGAAGCUCGCAGUGCUGCACAGGUAGCUCUGUGCAUUCAGCAGUUACAGAAAUCAAUAGCAUGGGAAAAAUCAAUUAUGAAAGUUUACUGCCAGAUCUGUCGAAAGGGAGAUAAUGAAGAACUGCUCCUGCUUUGUGAUGGUUGUGACAAAGGCUGUCACACAUACUGCCAUAGACCCAAGAUUACAACCAUACCAGAUGGGGACUGGUUUUGUCCAGCUUGCAUUGCUAAGGCAAGUGGUCAAACUCUAAAAAUCAAAAAACUUCAUGUCAAAGGAAAAAAGACUAAUGAGUCAAAGAAAGGCAAGAAAGGAACUUUAACAGGGGAUACUGAAGAUGAAGACUCUGCAUCUACAAAUAGUUCACUGAAAAGAGGAAACAAAGACCUGAAAAAAAGAAAAAUAGAGGAAAACACUUCUAUUAACUUGUCAAAACAGGAAAGUUCCACUUCUGUUAAGAAACCUAAAAGAGAUGACUCCAAAGACCUCGCUCUUUGCAGUAUGAUCCUUACUGAAAUGGAAACUCAUGAGGAUGCAUGGCCUUUUCUACUUCCUGUAAACUUGAAACUUGUUCCUGGUUAUAAGAAAGUUAUUAAGAAGCCUAUGGAUUUUUCCACAAUUAGAGAGAAAUUAAGUAGUGGGCAAUAUCCAAACCUUGAAACCUUUGCUGUAGAUGUCAGGCUUGUUUUUGACAACUGUGAAACAUUUAAUGAAGAUGAUUCUGAUAUAGGCAGAGCUGGCCACAGUAUGAGGAAGUAUUUUGAAAAAAAGUGGACAGAUAUUUUCAAAGUGAGCUGAAGUUAUAAUAACCUCUCUUUUUUUUUCCUUUUAAACAAGGACAAAUGAGACCAGCAAUGUGAACUGUAUUUACAUAAAUGUGCAAGGCACAUACAUAAUGACUUUUUUUUCCUUAAAAUAAGCAUCACAAAAAAACAAAAAAAAAAGUAUCAGAAGAAUGAUACCAUUUUUAAAGGCUUCACUCCUACAACAACCAAGGCCCUUGGUUAUUGGUUUGUGUGAUUUAUCAGCUAACUUAGGUAGAACAGGGAAGCACACCCAAAGAAUUUUCAAAGGAAAGGGUGUUAUAGUGCAAUAGCAAUUAAAAUAUAUCAAAUCGCACUGAAUAUUCAACACCAGAGCUCUAAUGUGGGAAAUGGUUCUCCUUUCCCUCUCAAUAAAUAUCUAUUUUUCAUUUUUUUACUUUGUAGUUUAUUUUUUAGUGAAUGUAUUUAAUUUUAUGAAUUAUUUAUGAUUAAACCACAUCCAGAAUCUUCGUUUUCUGUGAAAAGGAAGAACUAGAAAAUUGCUUUAAAUCUUGAAAAUACAACAAGGAAUGUUUUAAAAUAUAAAACAAAGCCAAGUUAAACUGUUUACACUGAUGUGCUAUAAAGCACCAAAAAUAAACUUUACUGUAGAGUUACAAGUACAUUUAAUAUAUAUAUAUAUAUAUAUAUAUAUAUAUAUAUAUAUAUAUAUAUAUAUGUUGCUGCAUCACUUGUGUAGUUAAAUUGUAUUUCAAGACAGUGAAGAAAAAUUGACAUGUAUAUACUGUUCAUUAUUGUUUAUAUUAAGUCUUGUUUUAAAUAUGUAUUAUGUGUAUAUAUUGUUUGGAGACAUUAUUGUUUAUGCCUUAGAAGGAUUGUAGCAUUUUAUUUUAGUCUGAAGGUAAUUAUAGCUAUACAGCUUGUACAGUAAUUAUCCUCUACCAACACUGUGGCGUCUCCUUGAUCUUGGUAGUGCCUGCCUUUGAAACAGGGUGUAGGGGAUAUUAGUUUUCCAUUUUUCUAUUUUGUUAUAUAAUUUUAAGCCACCAGGGCCUAAAUUAAAGUAUAAUCAUUUGUAUCCAUGUGGAAUAAAAUUGUGACAAUUUCCUACACACACAGUAUUUUUUCAUAGAAACAUUUCCUUCCCAUUUGCCUUGCCUCAGAAAUAAAUUUAAAAGACAUUUGUAACCACUGUGUUUUAUCUACUGUGUGUUGUGGUGGCCUGUUGGAGGCAAAUAGAUCAGAAUUUUUUUUGUACCUAUGUAAGAGUACUUGAAGUUUUAUUUAAAAUAAAAUGUUGUGAAAAAGGUAGCAUUCUUUUUUUUAGGAGUGUUAUUUUUCACUACUAUGUGUGGCACGGAUACAAUAAAAGACUUUUACAAACUA